AUGUUGAAGACACUUUCUGGAAACUCUUUCCUCUUUCCUUCUCUUGUGGCCUUCAGGUUUAUCAAUGCACUGCUCCUCAAAACGCACUUCGAACCAGACGAGUAUUUCCAGUCGGUUGAAGUAGCGAUGAGCAUCCUCCUGAAGAAGAAGGUCUUCACUUGGGAAUGGUUCUUUGGGAUCAGAUCGUUCCCAUUUGUGUGUUUGUUUCUUCUUCCCCUGAAGAUAUUCAGCUAUCUCUCCAAGUACCUCGAAAGACUCAUCCGAAUAUACACAGCAUCGCCCCCAAGAACCUCAGGGAUUAUCUUCAUGAUGGGCGCACCGUACGUUGUAAAGAUGGUAAUGGCAAUAAUCGCAGCCAUUGGUGACUACAGCACCAUACACUCAUACAUCCUCAUCAAUAGAAGCACAGAGAUACCCAGAGAGAUAGUUCUAGUCUGUGCUCUUAAUCUGGGACAGUGGCUCUAUGCUACCAGAUCGCACAUCAACUCAUUUGAAGCAGCCAUAUCGGUGUUUGUCUUCUACAGGAUCCUUAACUCACAAAGCAUAACGGACAAAAUAGCCAAAAAAACAGACUAUGCUAUCUCUGUAUUUAUUACCUCGCUUCUUGUCUUUGUUCGUCCUUCUUCUUUGUUCUCUCUCGCGUGCAUUUGGGGCAUGGCUGUGAUUAAGGAGGUGGGAGCCUUCAAUCUGGCCUGGAGAAAGAAGGAAAAAAUAGUCAGAUCUUGGCCGAGGUUCUUCUCAGUGUAUCUGCAGCACAGCAGAGUAAUCAGCUGGAGCAACAUAUUCACAGGAGUAGCAUCUAUUGCUCUAUUUACUGCAAUGGACUCGCUGUUCUAUGGCGAGCUAGUGUGCUCUCCCUGGGAGUUCUACAAGGUGAAUAUUACGCACAAAAUAUCCCACUUAUUCGGAACUCUUCCAUUUGUCUAUGUCCUGUUCUUUGCCUCUGUGCUGCUGGGGGCUUACACUGCGAUGCUCAUUCUGUCGUCAUUCAGCAUACUUUCAGCGGAGUUCAUCACGCCUGCCGUAUACACAAUUGUGCACGGGAUCAUAGCCCACAAAGAAAUGAGAUUCCUUCUUCCGAUAUUGCCAUAUUUGAACAUAAUCAUUGCUAAGAAUUUAAAGGAAACAGUUGCACAGUACAAACUGCCGAGUAAGAAGGAGGUGUUUGGAGUGUCUUUUAAGUCUUUUCUGAAGAGGCUCGCAUUCUCUAAAUACGUGUUCCUGGGGAACAUGAUAGUAGCUAUAGCCAUAGGACUGGACCAUCAGAACAUAUCGCGACCGCUGGACUACCUGAGGAAGGACUGCAGCAGCAGACUCGUAUCCAAAGAUGCUCCUAUUUUUAUUCUUUCCACCUUCAACCCGUACAUGCUCCCAAUGAAUACGUAUCUAGGACAUAAAAGAAUAGUCACAAGAUGUAUUGAUAACAACCCUGACAUCACCUCCAUUCUUAGAAACACAAAAAGAAAGAAGAGGUUCCAGGACAAAGAGUACAGACUGAGGCUCCUGGAGCACGACACGAUGGACAGCUGCAUGGUGGAUAAUAUUCUCAACAUGGGGCCACUGGACUAUCACUAUAUCGUUAUAGACAGCAAAUACAACGCAGAGCUUGAGGAGAAAGUGCCAGAGUUCGUGAAAGUGCAUGAAUCUGUGCACCAGAGAGUGCCAGCGCAGCAGAGCGUAUCCAUAUACAAGCAGGCAUUCAAGUAG
Nematocida minor is the source of this 1707-nucleotide messenger RNA. Its product is annotated as GPI mannosyltransferase 3. The coding region runs from base 1 to 1707 and encodes 568 amino acids. NCBI's taxonomy places the organism in Eukaryota, Fungi, Microsporidia. Gene Ontology annotation, molecular function: mannosyltransferase activity. The record is from RefSeq and is a predicted model, not a curated record. Gene Ontology annotation, cellular component: endoplasmic reticulum membrane. The transcript has a single exon.